UCCUUUGUCUUUCACUCUCAGCUACCAACGCCGUCGCUCCAUUACUCACCUCUGAUUUCCGAUCACACGUUUUCUGCCAUGGAGCCUUUGAUUAGACGCCAGAGCUCUCAGACCGUUGGUUUCUCUGGUUACUCUGGUUACUCUGGUAGACCUCUGCAGGUGGAGAGGUCCUAUGCCCACAGUGUCAGCGGAGGGGCAGGGGGUCAUGGCACCAGGAUCUCCACUGUCUCUUACGGCUCUCGGGUUGGCAGCAGCUUUGGCGGGGGGUUUGACCACCACUCAUCUUUGGCCACCUCCGGUAACCUCACCAUUGGCAAUGAAAAGAUCGCCAUGCAGCACCUGAAUGACCGUCUGGGCAGCUACUUGGAGACAGUGAGGAGUCUGGAGAAGGCCAACAAAACACUAGAGAUCAAGAUCAGAGAAGCCAUCGAGAAAAGGGGCCCCACGGAAGGAAGGGACUUCAGCAAAUACAAUGCCAUCAUCGCAGAUCUGAGGGCCAAGAUUCUUGAUAUGAUCAAAGGAAACGCCCAUCUUGCGAUUUCUCUUGACAACGCACAGCUGGCCUCAGAGGACUUCAGGGUCAAGAUGGAGUAUGAGAUGUCCAUGAGGCUGACUGUGGAGGCUGAUGUUGCCAGACUGAGGAAGCUUUUGGAUGACACCAAUGUUAUCCGUCUCCACCUUGAGAGUGACAUUGAGUCACUGAAGGAAGAGCUGAUCACCCUGAAGAAGAACCACGAAAUGGAUGUUGCUGCCUUGCGAGACCAGAUUACCCAGGUUGGCGUCCAUGUGGACGUUGAUGCUGCUAAAGGCCAGGACUUGGCUAAAAUCAUGGAGGAAAUGAGGGCUAAGUAUGAGAGAAUAGCCCUGAAGAACCAGCAGGAACUGAAAGUGUGGCACGAAUCUCAGAUCACAGAGGUGCAGGUCCAAGUUACUGAGAGCUCAUCAGCACUGAAGGAAGCUACGACUGUGAUGAGUGAAACCAGAAGGAAGCAUCAGGCGCUGGACAUUGAACUUCAAUCUGCUCUCAGUUUGAAAGCAUCCCUGGAGGCCACCCUGCGCGACCUGGAGAUGCGCUACAACAUAGAGUUGGAAAGGUACAACGCCAUCAUCCUGAGGUUUCAGGAUGAGCUGACUCAGAUCCGCGCGGACAUCCAGCAAAACACAAGAGAGUACGAGCUUCUGCUGAACAUCAAGGUGAAACUGGAGGCCGAGAUCGCCGAGUACAGGAGGCUGCUGGACGGUGGAGCAGAUUUAAAACUGGAAGAUGCUGUGGAUAAGAAGACGGCCCAGACCAAAGUGGAGAUAGUCAGUCAGACUUUUGUGGACGGCAAAUUGGUGUCAGAGAGUAAAGACGUCAAAACCAGCGAAAAAAAAUGAAGCAUCCAGUGACAAUACAAUUUUUGAUUUUUGAUUUUUGUUGAUUCUCCUUGUACUCAUCGUGUUGCUCAAAUCCAGAAUAAUGAGCUGGUGGAACUUUAACCCCAACCUCCCUUGUGAUCAGAUUUGGGGUUAGCUUAAAUAAAAAAAACUACUACUAUAUAAAUAAAUGUAACACCAGCAAAUGUUUCAGCUGGGAAGGCGCUAACGUUACCAUUCUGUUUUUAUGUGUAGAACAAUGCAAGCACCACACAACAAGCGUAUUCCUUCUCUUCAUCAUCUUUCAUUUUUCCACCAACUGUCAUAGCAAGAGUAAAUCACAGAAGGUCAAGGUCAGUUUUAUUUACAGAGUGCAUUUACAGCAGCAAAGCUACAACAAAGCGCUGUACAAGAUGAAACAACACAAGAUACAACAGAUCAACAAUAAAAACCUAAAAUAAGAUGAGCACACAACAGUCACAAUCUGUAAUAAAAACUGUUAAAAACUAUUAAGAUGCUCAAGUCAACCUGGAUUAAAAGCCAAAU
Nothobranchius furzeri (turquoise killifish) is the source of this 1902-nucleotide messenger RNA. RefSeq names its product keratin, type I cytoskeletal 18. Gene Ontology annotation, biological process: intermediate filament cytoskeleton organization. Gene Ontology annotation, molecular function: structural molecule activity. NCBI's taxonomy places the organism in Eukaryota, Metazoa, Chordata, Actinopteri, Cyprinodontiformes, Nothobranchiidae. Gene Ontology annotation, cellular component: cytoskeleton; keratin filament. The record is from RefSeq and is a predicted model, not a curated record.